Moneuplotes crassus is the source of this 1912-nucleotide messenger RNA. The record is from the annotation of a GenBank genome assembly. Lineage: Eukaryota; Ciliophora; Spirotrichea; Euplotida; Euplotidae.
UUAAAAUGGAGACUAAGACUGACAGAGGGAUUAAGGAUCUAAGGAACACCAUCAAGAAUCAUCUUGAUAAUUCGAAACUUAUUGAUAAGAUCAGGAGUAAAAUUACUGUUGAAGAUCUUACUAAGAGUGAAAAUCUUGAGAAGUUGAAGGAAGAAGGAGUCGUAGGAGAGAUUCUUGGAGAGUUGUCGGCUAAGUUGAGCGGCAGAGGGAAAAGUAUUAUAGGAGGGUAUGAGGUGGCAAAGGCUUCAGGAAGAUAUGCAGAGCAUAAGGAGUUCUUGGAUCAUAAGAAGAAGUAUAUGAUUGUUAAGGCGCUGAGAGGGUCGGCUUUUGUCGACUAUUUGGACCCAAGGAGUGAUGAGUAUUUGACAUUAAGCAUUAGUUAUUUGGAUCAAAGAUAUAGCUCUUCUCCUGUCACUUGUAGAUCAGAACCAACUUUUGAUUUAACUAUUCAUUUUGAAAUCCCUGAAGCGUUUGAUUCUCACACUAUGCUUAAAAGUUACGCUCCUCUUGUGUUAGUACUCCAGAAACAUAAUGGAUUGAGCACCAAAGGAGACACUUCUCAUGGGAGGCCUGUUAUUCUAUCUACAUCUUUAGUAGACUGGAGGGAGCUUCUAUGCCAUAACUCAGUUGACAUUAACAUAGAAAUGAAGCCAGUCAGUAGAGUUCUUAAAGGUUCAGUAGGAAUAAUCCAUCUCGAAAUGGACCUCGAGCCUGGGUUCAAGAAAUCUGAGCUGUGCUCUCAGCUUUUAGUUAAGAACCAGCAAGACACAGAGAAGAAAUUGGAAACAGAAUCGGGUUCGAAAUUUUUAGAAUAUGCCAAAGAUUGGGACAUGGAGUAUAAAGGAAUGAGGAAAAGCCAUAAAGAUAGAUUAGUCAAGAUUUAUGUUGAAACUGAUGAUAGAAACGCUGCUUAUAGGCCGACCUGCUCACUUGUGUACCCAAUCAUGGCUGAUAGGAUGCUCGAUACUCCUUAUCAUGCAAGUAGGUUUGUGUCCCUCAUCCCAUUUCAAAGAAUUGAGGGCUUUGAUAAAGAAAAGAUUGAAAUUUGGCAUUCAAUGCAAGCCUUUCUGACUAGAGGUUGAGGGGAUGUUGAAGAUCAUGCUGUCUUGCUCUGCAAUUUACUACUCGGAUUUGGACUAGAUGCUUAUGUAUGUAUUGGAACUAAUUCUGAAGGAGCUCAUGCAUGGUGAUUGACCAUUGAUAGCUCCUCUGAAAUCAAGAGCCCUAAAGCAAUAUUUUGGGAGUGAUUAACUGGACAAAGAUUUUCACUCUCUGAUCCAAGAAUUCAUAGGUUUUACAGAACUAUUGGAUGUGUUUUCAAUCAUACAGCUUUUUACGGGAACAUUCAAGCAGAUGAUAGAGUGAUCAGUACAAUAUUUGAUCUUGAUGAUGAAUCUCUUUGGAUGCCAAUGAAGCCAAGGAUGAUUGAGGAGCUCCAAUCAGUACCACAAGCUUCUUUAAUGCCAUCCACAGUAGAUGUUUAUGAAGAGCAAAAGAAGCUAGAAAAAUCGCUAAAAGAGAAAGUAGGUGCUUACAGAGCCAAUGAAUGUCAAUCAAACACAACAUGGGACUCUCAUCUGGGCUAUUUAUUAAACCAAGCAUUGAUAAGUUAUGAAAUGCAGAGACUAUCUAAUCAAAAAUUCUCAGAGGAUGAGUUUAAAGCUUGCAUUCAGAAUUAUGUUCCAGAAGGAACUACCUUUAAAGCCUUCCCAAUCCAAUUCAACCAUUUUGACCCUGAGAUGAUGGUUAUAGCAAUCAGUAAGAGCAAGGUAGGGUUUGAGAUCCUCUCAAAUUCUGAAAUCGGUGUGAAGCAUUCCAUUUGUGCAAGAAUAGUCCCAUAUCCAGAGAAUAUGUGUGCUGUGUGGGUUAUGCUAGCAAACCAAUAUAAAGCAUUUUAGUAAUUUUCUAUAAA